AUGGAGGCCAGAGCGCUCUGGCUGCUGGCGGUGGUCCUGGCCUUGGGCUUCACCAGCUCAUCUGGGGAGUACGUGGGCCUGUCGGAGAACCAGUGCAAUGUCCCGGCCAAGGACAGGGUGGACUGCGGCUUCCCCCAGGUCACCCCCGAGCAGUGCAAUAGCAGGGGCUGCUGCUUCGACUCCAGCAUCCCCGAGGUGCCCUGGUGCUUCAAGCCGCUGCAGGAAUCAGAAUGUACUUUUUGAAGCCACACCCGCUGCCCCCGGACACCCUGGGAGGUGAACUUCCACACUCGGGCAUCCUGCCCACUCAUCUCUGCUUUCCUACCACCCUGCUCCCGGCAAGACUUCCUCUGAAAGCUGAUGCCAAGGCCUGACGUCUUAAAGAAUAAAGAUUCAU
Messenger RNA from Hipposideros armiger (great roundleaf bat), 397 nucleotides. It is a transcript of the gene TFF3, whose product is annotated as trefoil factor 3. The coding region runs from base 1 to 243 and encodes 80 amino acids. The record is from RefSeq and is a predicted model, not a curated record. The transcript has 3 exons. Gene Ontology annotation, biological process: maintenance of gastrointestinal epithelium. NCBI's taxonomy places the organism in Eukaryota, Metazoa, Chordata, Mammalia, Chiroptera, Hipposideridae.